Argentina anserina (silverweed cinquefoil) is the source of this 1416-nucleotide messenger RNA. RefSeq names its product amino acid transporter AVT1I. The transcript has 3 exons. Bases 68 to 1381 code for a protein of 437 amino acids. Lineage: Eukaryota; Viridiplantae; Streptophyta; Magnoliopsida; Rosales; Rosaceae. Gene Ontology annotation, molecular function: amino acid transmembrane transporter activity. The record is from RefSeq and is a predicted model, not a curated record. Gene Ontology annotation, biological process: amino acid transmembrane transport. Gene Ontology annotation, cellular component: membrane.
AUAUCAAUCAUAAGCCCUACGAAAGAUCGUAUCUGCCUCAAGUGCUCUCUGUCUCGAUCUCUCAGCAAUGGAAGCUGAACCCCUCGAUAAAUCUUCACUGACCAUUCCUCUUAUCAUUGAUGCGCAGCAAUACGAUGAGCCCGGAAGCAAUAUUAAGGUAGUUGAAGAAGAAUUAGAGUCCAACAACUCUCAUCCUUACAGUAAAGCCACAACAUCUACCCUCAAGACCUGUUUCAAUGGACUCAAUGCUCUCUCAGGAGUUGGGAUAUUAUCAGUUCCUUAUGCACUGGCAACUGGGGGUUGGUCAAGUUUAGCACUUCUGUUUUUGAUUGCUGGUUCAGCCUUUUACACAGGCUUGUUAAUAAAGAGAUGUAUGGAUAUGGAUUCUAGCAUAAGAACUUAUCCUGAUAUAGGCGACCGCGCAUUUGGGAAAAAGGGAAAACUGUUGAUGUCAGUUUUCAUGAACUUAGAACUUUACUUAGUUGCAACAGGUUUCCUGAUUUUGGAAGGAGAUAACUUACACAACAUGUUUCCAGACAUGGGAUUUGAAGUGGAUGGUUUUAAAAUUGGUGGGAAAGAAUGCUUCAUAGUGAUUGUCGCCCUCAUUGUCCUGCCAACUGUUUGGUUAGACAACUUGAGCCUUCUUUCUUAUGUAUCUGCUAGUGGGGUUUUGGCUUCUGCUAUCAUUCUGGGAUCAAUUUUGUGGACCGGUGCUUUUGAUGGAGUUGGAUUUCAUGAGAAGGGGUCACCAGUUAAGUGGAGAGGGAUCCCUACUGCAAUCAGCUUAUACGCCUUUUGUUACUGUGCUCAUCCUGUGUUUCCUACCCUGUACACUUCUAUGAGAAACAAAAAACAGUUCUCCAAUGUUCUCCUCAUCUGCUUUAUAUUAUGCACCAUCUGUUAUGCAUCAAUGGCAGUUUUUGGGUACUUAAUGUUCGGGUCAGGGGUUCAGUCACAGAUAACUCUAAACCUCCCAACUAACAAGAUAAGCUCACAGGUCGCAAUAUACACCACCCUGGUCAAUCCGAUAUCCAAAUUUGCUUUGAUGGUUACACCCAUAAUGGCUGCUGCAAAAAGAUGGUUUCCUCGUUACCAGAAUAAAAGAUUCUUUAACAUAUUCCUGAGUACAACCCUGGUAAUCAGCUGUGUCAUUGUAGCUUUGGCUGUACCUUUUUUCGCAUAUCUCAUGGCACUUGUUGGAGCAUUUUUGAGCGUCACAGCUUCAAUUAUAAUGCCGUGCUCUUGCUACCUAAAGAUUUCUGGCAGUUACCGAAAAAUCGGAUGUGAGAUGUUGAUCAUAUGGGGUAUAAUACUACUAGGUGUGGGAGUCGUCAUAUUUGGUACUUACACAUCUCUGGUAGAUAUAAUAGGGCAUCUGUAGGAUGCUCCCCUUGUCUUUGUAACUAUAGUAAUUUU